GCCGAACUUUAACUGUUCCACAAGACAUGGCUGACGCUGAAGUAAGAGAUAGGGUGAAGGCUAGCUCUGGAGAGAAAUGUGUUGAUUCGAGUGUGUCAGUCACAAAUAUGAAUGUAAAAACACCGGACCUUCGAAGCGUCUUAGUUACUAGCGUUUUAAAUUUAGAUAAACUAGACACAGAUCUAUACAGAGGGAAGCACCACUGGAUACCUCGCUCACAGCGGCUGUUUGGAGGCCAGAUUGUUGGGCAGGCAUUGGUUGCUGCUGCUAAAUCUGUCAGUGAGGACGUCUUUGCCCAUUCCUUGCACUGUUACUUUGUACGAGCAGGAGACCCCAAGGUGCCAGUGCUGUACCAGGUAGAUCGGACCCGGGACGGACGGAGCUUCUGUGUACGCUCUGUUAAAGCCAUUCAACAUGGGCAGCCCAUUCUGAUCUGUCAGGCUUCCUUCCACAUGCAUCAGCCCAGUCCUCUGCAGCACCAGUUCACUAUGCCUGCUGUGCCUCCUCCAGAAGACCUGCUGACCGUGGAAGAGCUCAUCCAGCGGUACUUGAGUCAUCCAGACCUGGCUGAGAAAGCCAAGCAAGGGCUUCAUAAGUUACUGGCUAAUGAAGUUCCUAUUGAGAUCAAGCCAGUGAACCCACCUGAUUUUUACAGACGUGUUGCCAUGGAGCCAAAAAAACUAUUCUGGGUUCGUGCCAGAGGAUAUAUUGGUGAAGGAGACAUGAAGCUGCACUGCUGUGUUGCUGCCUACGUUUCAGACUACUCAUUUCUGGGCACUGCUUUACUGCCUUACCCGGCCUACCAAGCACAGUUUUCUGCAUCCUUGGACCACGCCAUGUGGUUCCACAGCACAUUCCGUGCGGAUGAUUGGAUGCUGUAUGAGUGUGAGAGUCCUUGGGCAGGAGGCAGCAGAGGGUUGGUUCAAGGCCGGCUGUGGAGACAGGACGGCGUGCUGGCUGCCUCUUGUGCCCAAGAAGGAGUGCUGAGAGUCCAAACCGUGACUGAGAGUAAACUGUAGAAAUGAGGAGACCCUGAAUCCCAUUCUCACAAUUUCAAAAAUUCUGAAUUGAACAGAAAAAUGCGUGCAGUCCUUGGGUGAAACCUACGGAUGCUAAUAGGAGUGCACCGAUUGAUCGACUGUGGAUUGGAAACCGGCAGGUUUUCACUCCAUAAUACGUGAUUGGUGACCGGCAGGUUUAUUUUUAUUCUGGCCGAUCUGUAUUCUGAUUUUAUGAUGUACGAAAUGUGAGCAGAGUCCAUGCACAAGCUGCAGUGGAAUGCUUCUGUUAUAUCUAGUUGCUACAUGGCUUAAAUGUGCCUGCCAAAUAAAUAUAUAUGUAAUAAUAUCUUUUCCAAAAUGUCAGACAUCUGGAAACAAUACAAAGUGUCUGGAAACAAUACAAAGUGUGUUGAGCGGACCUUAAAAUGAAUGUGAAUGUUAUUUGUCAGAAUGAAAAAUAAUUCUGUCUGAACUUGCAGAAUUUAUCGCAUGCUACACUAUUGUGUGUGCACACAAAUUUAAUUUAGCUCUUUGUCUGUGUAUGCCGGUUCAAAUAAAUAUAGUCGGCCAUGAAAAUGAAGAGGCUCGAGAACAUCCUCUCAUAGUCUGAUGAAUAAUUAGUGCAACAUGUUCAGGAUUUGGAUUUUCAACAUUAUUUAGGUAUUCCACGUUAAAGGAGUACCUGCAGCUCCAGCAAAUGGCAAGUUUGCAAAUAACAGAGCUAACCAAAAGGACAAAUCCUUACGUUGAGGUGAAUCAGUUCCUUUCGUUCACUAAAAAGAUUUGUUCAAUUUAAUUGUAGCUGCCUUUUACAUGAGUACUCUUUCAAAAAUAUUGCAUAAUUUCAGACGAAGUUAAAACAUUCCUGUCCAAUAUUAGAUAUAUUCCCUUUGAAAGGAUCCACAAUUAUUGUGCCUGUACUGGUAGUUCAGCUUCCACCAAUUUUCCUACUGAUAUUGAAUUACCAUAUCUCACGUGCAUGUUGAACAAUAGCAUAAUCCCUUGUGGUUUCUUUCUGCUGUGUAAAUAAUGCACUUAGCUUCUUCUUUUUUUCUCCCUUUUUUUGGUAAAAAUUUGAUUGUUUUAUAAAUUGUGUAGAAAACAGUUUAGUCUUUCAUAUUUGAAGAAUCACUACUUGAAUUUCAAUGAUUAUGGGUAUGCAGUACAUGGUGUGUUGUAUGAGCUGGCUGCUUUUGUUCAGAUGUUGAAAUUUGGCGGUGUGAGGAUGGGGGAGGAAACUUCUUUGAUGUAGCAAGGCCAAAAAUCCUGCGUAGUUUGCCUUUAGAUUAAGAAUCAUUGAUAUUUAUCAACAAAUUUGCACUCUUGAAACUUCUGUAAAUCUGGCAAAAAUGUUUAAUUUGGUUUGGCCUAUGGAAACAUUCAUGCACAGCUUUACUAAAACAUUGUACCUCUACGUACUAAUGCAUAUUUAUUGAAAUGGGAAAAAUAAAUUAUUUUAAAAUACUGAUAA
This is a messenger RNA of Anguilla rostrata (American eel), 2472 nucleotides long. RefSeq names its product acyl-CoA thioesterase 8 (gene acot8). NCBI's taxonomy places the organism in Eukaryota, Metazoa, Chordata, Actinopteri, Anguilliformes, Anguillidae. The transcript has 6 exons. Gene Ontology annotation, molecular function: fatty acyl-CoA hydrolase activity. Gene Ontology annotation, cellular component: peroxisomal matrix. The record is from RefSeq and is a predicted model, not a curated record. Gene Ontology annotation, biological process: acyl-CoA metabolic process; fatty acid catabolic process. The coding region runs from base 27 to 1019 and encodes 330 amino acids.